GCUUCUUGUGUGAUUUCAUUUUUGUCUUGUUCGUGUCUAUCGCUUACGAAUUUUACAUCUUUCACGUUUUGCCUAUACAUUUUUGCUCACAAGGGUCUAAGAUGUUAUUGAUGCGGCAGUUCUUUCAUAAAAGAUGUACACAUGCGUGACUCAAGAGGACUUGUCAACUGACUCUACAGAGUUGAGGUGUGCCAAAAUGAUCUUGCUGUCAAAUUCGUGAACUGCAGCUAUGGAGUUACGAGAAGAAUUGAAGUCACGCAGAAAAGUAACCUGUUCAAGAAUGGGCUCCCUUCCACCCGCUCUGCUUGCUCGUCUCCAAAAACGAGGAAUUGUUCGAGCAGCCAAUGAGGAGGUUAUCGCGGAGAGCUACGAUUCAUCUGAUGCAAAAGACAAGAAGGCGAAUGAAGCAAAUUCGUCAGGGGCUCCAGGAUGUCCCAAUAAAUAUAAUCCGUACCAUCUUUGUACAGAGUAUUGCUAUGACCACUGGAGGGAAGGAACCCCAGAAAAUAGGCUGUCGGAAUCCUAUUUGCGCAAGCGCAAAAGAAUGCUCGCCAAGUUUCCGCUUCCUGAACCAUGGGUGGAGGUGUAUGACGCUGGUGUAGCUAGACACUACUAUUGGAAUCAGGACACUGAUGAGGUUUGUUGGGUAUCUCCUCGACAUCCUAUAGCUGUUAUUGGUGAAGCAGCACCACGAGUUGCGAAAGAGCUAAAGGAAAGAAUGGAGGGUUCUACGGUGGUUGACUCCCAUGAAAAGAGAUCGGAUCACUCGAAACCUCUGAAGUCUGCUCUGUCGAAGAAGAAAAGACGAAAUUCUGAUGAUUCUGAUGGUCACCGAGACAGAGGAGAAGAUAGUGACGAUGAUCCAUCAAAACUCGAAGAAAUGAGUGACCGAGACAGGCUAAAACGUGCCAGACGAAAAGGUCUCGAUCCUAUGGAUCCAGCAGCUUACGGAGAUGUAGAAGUUGGAAAAUGGUCUUCUGGUCUACAUGCACACGACAAGACGGGUGCAGACGUUACCGCUGGAGGACCUCUGUUCCAGCAACGACCAUACCCAGCUCCAGGAGCAGUUUUGAGGCAACAAAAGAAGAAAGGAUCCGAUGACGAAGACUAGGCAGGCGCGACAUUUUAUCUCACUUUUUUUCAGUGCUAGCAGAGGUUUAGCGCUUCUAUGCUAGCAGAGGUUUAGCGCUUCUAAUUCUUUGCAAGUUAAAGAGCAUUGCAAAAGUUUUCUCCUAUUAACAUACGAGUUUCUGCAUGAGCGAAGUACUGGCUCCUUAUCUUUGGCUGCACUCAUGCGCUUGGUCUCUUGUUAUCAGCAUAUGAACAUCCUUUGCUCCACAUUCUCUGAUUUGAACGAAUUUAUCGCUUAUUUGAAAUUGAAAGUAACAUAUAUCCAGUUUUCUGUUCCGAAUGUCCAGUUCAUCGUGAUGUUAUUUCCUGGUUUUGUCAAAACUUCCUUCAUCAAAUAAUUAAGUCACAAU
Molecule: messenger RNA, 1481 nt
Organism: Cylicocyclus nassatus
Lineage: Eukaryota; Metazoa; Nematoda; Chromadorea; Rhabditida; Strongylidae
Source: the annotation of a GenBank genome assembly